AUGAGGGCAGGGCCGGGGAGUGAGCAGGGGGCCGCUCCAGGCGGCGGGGGUGAGGACCCCUCGUCGACGGCACCUCCCGCGGCGAGGCCGGUCCGCGAGCCCCAGGUCCCAGCCCUCGCGCUCCGGACCGUCCCCGUGCAGACGCGAGUCUGCGCGGCCGCCGCGAACCUCAGUAUCCAGGAAGAGCAAGGCGCGCCGGGAACGGCGAGCGCAAACUGCAACUCCCAGGAGGCUUUGCGGAGGAGGAGGAGGAGCGAUCUUCGCGGGCCAAUAGGGACGAAGGGGUGGGCACGCGCUUCUGGCCCAGGGGGCGGGGAUGCGGAGGGCGCGCUCCGGACUGAUUGGCUGGAGGGGCGGAGGCGGGACUUCGGAGGGUGCGCCCGGGACAGACUGGCCCGGGGCUCCCAGGACCCUUGUAGGGCGCGUGUCCCGGCGGCUGUCAUGGAAGGAACUAGCGGCGGCUUCCGGAAAGAGCUGGUGGGCAAGCUGCUGCAGCUGCAUUUUAAGGAUGACAAGACCAAAGUCAGCGGGGAUGCAUUGCGGCUCAUGGCGGAGCUGCUGAAGAUCUUCGUUGUGGAAGCAGCCAUCCGCAGCGUCCGGCAGGCCCAGGCGGAGGACCUGGCUCUCGUGGACGUGGACCAGCUGGAAAAGGUGUUGCCUCAGCUGCUCCUGGACUUCUAGGGGCUCCCACCCCCACUGCGGCCUGCUGUCCAAGUCAAGGCUAAAGCCCCGUGCCCACGUUUCGGUGGCCUCCGGCUACAGACAAGCAGCUCCUGAUACCCGACAUUCUCCGCCGGCCCCAAGGGCUGAGCUGGGUCCUGGCAGACAGCCCACCCUUCCUGGUGUCUCCUCUGCCUCGCUGCUGACCGCCUGGACACAGCAGAUGGGGUGGGGAAGGUCGCUGAGGGGACGGGGAGGCAGGCGUCUUCCCCUCACACCCACGGGUGUCAGGGAAGCGCCCGGUCCUCCGAAUGCAGGUGCCAGGAAGCAGCGGGGUGCCGCUGGAGCAGGUGGCCUGUGCGCCUUCUCCGAGUGAGCGGAGGUGCGCACGGUCCUGACACCCCGACAUCAAAGCUGCUGUGUAACCUUUUAACCAUUUGAUAUUCCCCUCAGAAGGUGCUUCCCUGAGCCAUAAAUUUGCUCUCACAAGGCAACAUCAAUAAAUCAAAGCCGCCUCUCGG
This is a messenger RNA of Leopardus geoffroyi (Geoffroy's cat), 1181 nucleotides long. It is a transcript of the gene CENPX, whose product is annotated as centromere protein X. NCBI's taxonomy places the organism in Eukaryota, Metazoa, Chordata, Mammalia, Carnivora, Felidae. The record is from RefSeq and is a predicted model, not a curated record. Gene Ontology annotation, biological process: kinetochore assembly; replication fork processing; resolution of meiotic recombination intermediates. The coding region runs from base 1 to 681 and encodes 226 amino acids. Gene Ontology annotation, cellular component: Fanconi anaemia nuclear complex; FANCM-MHF complex. The transcript has 5 exons.